AUGUCCCGUUGGACCCGUCUAUGUCACAGACCGCCCAUACCCUACCGUCCGACCAUACACAGGCUCAGUGCUCGGCGCAGCAGCACCCUCUCUGCCCCUUCACUCGAAAUACCCACCCAACAACGAGGAGAAAAAGAAAAAGAAACAAUCGCCCACCUACCAAAGUGCUCUAUCUAUCGUUGGGGUCAGGCACCUCCCACCCCGCCGUUGUUCAGAGACGUCGACUGGACUUGGAGGGAAGGGGAGGCCUGGGCAGUCGUAGGUACCGCAAGUAGCGGGAAAGGGGAGUUGCUCGAUACACUGCUAGGUCAUCAUCGACCCCUUCCCCCACCAGCUCAAGGCCCAUUCCCAAUCGUCUCCCACCUUCCUACCACAGCGCAGGAACACGCUCUGGCCUAUGUGAGCUUUGCCACUCGACCCAGGGCGCUCGGGGCAGGAUUUUAUGAUUUUUCGGCGAGGUACGGUGCUGUGAGAGAGGAGGAUCGGGUGACGUUGAGGGAGAGCUUGGUCGAGGAGGCGGAGAGGGCUGGCGUUUGGGCGGGAAGGGACUCGGACGGGGAUGAGAGUGGUGCGAGCACUGUCUCCCCUUUCGGUACGAGUGAAGGGGAGACACAGAGUCGGACAGUGGACGAACGCGAGCUGGAGGAGAUAGCACACAAGCUGGAUCUUGCACACCUCCUCGACCUCCCGCUGAUCGCCCUCUCCAACGGGCAGACCCGGCGUGCGAGCGUCCUCCGAAAGCUCCUCACGAAGCCCGAAGUGCUGUUAUUGGAUGAACCGCUCACUGGGCUGGACCCACAACACCGGCUCUCACUCGUUUCGCUGCUCCAUCAACUGCAUACACACUGCGCACCCCGGAUCCUCCUCGCUCUCCGCCCGCAGGACCCGCUCCCUGAGUGGGUGACGCAUGUCGCUGUUGUCGCUGAUGGGCAGGUGAGAACAGGGAGGAAGGAAGAAUUCAGGGAGGAGUUGGCUAGGCAUCAUGUACUCGAGAAAGCGGAGAGGGCGGUGCCGGUCAGUGAGAAGAGUGUGCAGGAAGGUGAAAAGGAGCUGUUGGUAGAUAUGCAGGGCGUGAACGUCGCUUAUCACGAGCGCAAGGUACUCAAGAACAUCCACUGGCAAAUCCGCGCAUCCGAGAUCUGGCACUUGCGCGGGGCGAACGGCAGUGGGAAGACGACGCUGCUCUCCCUUCUGACGGGUGACCACCCACAAUCCUACACACAGCCGCACCUGCACCUCUUUGGCAAGCCGAGGCGACAGCAUGCGACUCCGGCGCUGCAGCAGCGGAUUGGGUUCGUCAGCCCGGAGUUGUAUAACGCCUUUCCGAGGCGGCUGGGCACGGGCGCGCUGAGUGGGAGAGACGCGAUAGGAUCGGGGUUCGAGGCGACGUAUUCUUACCGCCCACGCACAUCGGAGCAGGAUAAGAUCAUCGAUUCCCUCGUGGAGGCGCUUGCUCCAGAGUGGCAAAUCACCGGGAAAGGGAGCGUGCUGGAUCGCCCGUUUGCUGCUCUCAACCCUGGCGAGCAAACGCUGGUACUCCUCAUGCGCGCGCUCGUUAACCGGCCUCCCUUGCUAGUGCUGGACGAAGUGUUUGCCGGAAUGGACGAUGGGAUGGUCCACCGCGCCCGGGAGUUCUUGAGGGAGUAUGUAGGUGAGGGGAAGGGGACGAGUGUGGUUUGGGUCAGUCAUUGGGAGGGGGAGAUGCCUUGGAGCUGGGAGAAGGGCGAGGUGAGGAGGCUGUCACUGUGUAAUGGAGAGGCCGAGGUCUCGUGAUUCAUUGACAUGGGGUGAUGGUGGGGGUCAUCCAU
Dacryopinax primogenitus is the source of this 1808-nucleotide messenger RNA. RefSeq names its product P-loop containing nucleoside triphosphate hydrolase protein. Bases 1 to 1773 code for a protein of 590 amino acids. The record is from RefSeq and is a predicted model, not a curated record. Gene Ontology annotation, molecular function: ATP hydrolysis activity; ATP binding. NCBI's taxonomy places the organism in Eukaryota, Fungi, Basidiomycota, Dacrymycetes, Dacrymycetales, Dacrymycetaceae. The transcript is spliced from 4 exons.